UCGCGCGCUUGGCUCUCUCCCUUAGUAACAGCUCCCCUCCUGCCUCGGUGCUGCGCCCUGCCCCCGCGCCCCUCCCCCGCCGGACCCGCUGCCCGGCUGUCAGCGCCCGCACCCCAGGGCGCCUCGGGGUGCCGUCGGCGGCCAGGAGGGGAGCGCCGCGCGUCCUGGAAGGGACAGCGUCGCCAAGCAGCCUCAGCAGCUUGUGAUUGGUAGUUGGAUAUCCAGUUGCACAUCCUCACAUCAAUGCACUGCCAAUGGGUUAUGUCCUGUGGUGUGAGCUCAUGGUUUAAGUGGGAAUAAAGAUGAGCAUAAGCAGUGAUGAGGUCAACUUCUUGGUAUAUAGGUACUUGCAAGAGUCAGGAUUUUCUCAUUCUGCCUUUACCUUUGGUAUAGAGAGCCAUAUAAGUCAGUCCAACAUAAAUGGUGCCCUGGUCCCACCCGCUGCACUCAUCUCUAUCAUCCAGAAAGGCCUGCAGUAUGUAGAGGCAGAAGUUAGCAUAAAUGAGGAUGGCACCUUAUUUGAUGGUCGACCCAUCGAAUCUCUGUCCCUGAUAGAUGCUGUUAUGCCCGAUGUAGUCCAAACAAGACAACAAGCCUACAGAGACAAGCUUGCACAACAGCAUGCAGCUGCAGCAGCUGCUGCUGCGGCAGCAGCCACUAACCAGCAAGGAUCUGCAAAAAAUGGAGAGAACACAGCAAAUGGGGAAGAGAAUGGAGCACACACCAUUGCAAAUAAUCACACCGACAUGAUGGAAGUAGAUGGCGAUGUGGAAAUCCCUUCCAAUAAAGCAGUUGUGCUUCGGGGCCAUGAAUCUGAAGUUUUUAUCUGUGCCUGGAACCCUGUUAGUGAUCUCCUGGCAUCAGGGUCUGGAGACUCCACGGCAAGAAUCUGGAACCUCAGUGAGAACAGCACAAGCGGCCCCACACAGCUGGUGCUUAGACACUGCAUACGGGAAGGGGGACAGGAUGUGCCCAGUAACAAGGAUGUCACCUCUCUAGAUUGGAAUAGUGAAGGUACACUUCUAGCGACUGGGUCAUAUGAUGGAUUUGCCAGAAUAUGGACUAAAGAUGGUAAUCUUGCCAGCACCUUGGGGCAGCAUAAAGGCCCUAUAUUUGCAUUAAAAUGGAAUAAGAAAGGAAAUUUCAUCCUAAGUGCUGGUGUAGAUAAGACCACCAUCAUUUGGGAUGCGCAUACUGGUGAAGCCAAGCAGCAGUUCCCUUUCCAUUCAGCCCCAGCACUGGACGUCGACUGGCAGAGCAACAACACCUUUGCAUCCUGUAGUACGGACAUGUGCAUUCACGUCUGCAAACUAGGACAAGACAGACCUAUCAAAACAUUCCAGGGACACACGAAUGAAGUAAACGCUAUCAAAUGGGACCCAACUGGUAAUCUCCUAGCUUCCUGUUCAGAUGACAUGACAUUAAAGAUCUGGAGUAUGAAGCAAGAUAACUGUGUCCAUGAUUUGCAAGCACAUAAUAAAGAAAUUUAUACUAUCAAAUGGAGUCCAACAGGACCAGGGACAAAUAAUCCAAAUGCCAACCUUAUGCUAGCAAGUGCAUCCUUUGAUUCUACAGUUAGGUUAUGGGACGUAGACCGGGGGAUUUGCAUCCAUACUUUGACAAAACAUCAAGAGCCCGUGUACAGUGUGGCUUUUAGUCCUGAUGGCAGGUAUUUGGCAAGUGGUUCUUUUGACAAGUGUGUGCACAUCUGGAACACACAGACAGGUGCUCUAGUUCACAGUUACAGGGGAACAGGUGGGAUUUUUGAAGUUUGCUGGAAUGCAGCAGGAGACAAAGUUGGAGCCAGUGCUUCGGAUGGUUCAGUUUGUGUCUUAGACCUUCGGAAAUAGCGUUACUAGUUGGAAGCCAUGGACCGACUAUGAAUGUGUACAUAGCCACAAGACUAUCCCUGACCCACAUACUGCUAUAGUCCUACUUGAACCAUGGCCAGUCCACUACAUCCAAAUCUAAGAGAAGUAUAUACAUGCAGUAUAUAUGAACACAGCUGUACCCUGAAGACGACAGUCUCAUCCCAGCUUGUGAAUUCUGCUCACCAAGUGCUGGGAUCUAACCUGCUGUGCCCCUAAUAGCAUUUAGAAGUUUGGAUAUGAAAACCACAAGAGAAGGAAUAUGCGGUAUAAGAGCAAACCACACAUGUCCCAGUUUUAAAUAUUAAUGACAGCCUUGUUUGAAUAUUAAUGAUAGCCUUGUUUCUCCCCUUUGAAUCAGCAGACACCAUGGAUUAUGUUCUUUUUCCCCUUCAGUAGUGCGCAGUUUGUAUGUACAGAGAACAUGGACUUAACAAAAGCUUGCGGCAGUAGUUGGUUCUUGCUUCCAAGUUUGUUUUGGUUUAGAUUACGGAUGCAUGAAGUAAGGGAGUGAAUCAUUUUCUUGCUUUUUUUUUUUUUUUUUCCCCUCACCUUUUAAACAACAAAGAAAAAAAUCUUAAAAAUAUUUUACUGCAUUUUUUGGAAGAGGUAGAUGUUUGGUCCAUUUGGUGGCUCCCAGAGCAUGUACUCAAUAGGCGCAUAUUUUGGAGGGAAUUGGAAUAAUAGGAAACUCCAUGACUUCCGGCGUGCCACUCUCUGAGACGAAUCAGCAAAGGGUGUUAUGUUAUCUUUGUUUUGGGUUUUUUGUUUUAGUUCUUUGUGUGUGUGUGUGUGUGUGUGUGUAUUUGAGAGAGAGAGAAAGUGAGAGAGAGAGCGAGUGUGAGUGCUUAAUACAAUAGUUUUCUUUUGGGGGACAUAUUUCUGCCAAUUAAAGACUAGAAGGGCACAACCUUUUUUUUUUUUUUUUUUUUUUUUUUAUUAAAUACCAUAAAGAAGAGACUUUAAAAAAAAUCUUCUGAUGUUUUGUAGCCAUAACUAAAUUAUGGUUAAAAUGUGCACUAUUGUGAGAAGGAGCAACAUAGUUUGGGGCUUUUAUUUUAUUUUUUAUUUUACCAUUUGUCUGUUUUACUUUGUUUCUUAAGAGAUUAAAAUCUUUCUGGAUAAGGAUUAGCUUCGCAAAGUGUCCAUCAUUCUGUAUAGAAGCUUAAAUAUGUAAUGUAACCAGAUUCCAGUAUUAAUAAAUCUCUCAUGUUAGUUUUCUUUUUACAAAGCAAGAUUACAGCAUAUAAUAACACUGCCAGUACAUGGCUAAAUGUUUGCUACCUUAGUUUUAAAAACAGUUUUUAAAGGCUUGCUUUGAGGUAUUUUUGAAUAGCAGUGAUGGAGAAUUUAGGAGAAGUGUGGCUGAGGCUAGCCCUCUGCCUGCAUCUAUGGCGCCAAAGCUGCACUUUGUCAAGCACUGUAGAUCUAAGCUGCUGGUUUUCCAAUAAUCACUACUAUAUCAUGUCUUUUACUCUCAAUUAUAUCAAGUAUUUUUUUUUUAAAGAUAUAGGUAUCCAAUCAGAUCUCUUAUGUUCAGCUAAAAGUAAAAUAUACCUACAAAUGUUCACCAGAGGCUGUGUUUGUAAAGGUGGUUAACAGGACAGUCGAUAUUAACAAAAGAACCCAGGAAUGUUGGUUCUGAAGAGAAAGAACAGUUGUCAAAUUUAUAUCUUUAAAUUUUUAAUUAAGAAAUUACUUAGCAAAUUUAUAACACUAUUUGUGUCGAUAGUUGAGGCCUUUGACUCCUGAAUCCCACCUUGUAUUCUACGAAGAGGCUCUAACCCAGCCCCGCAGCUCGGAUGCUCUGUAUUUGCUGCCUUGCUCUUUACAAAACAGCGUUGAUUGACGCAGGUCUUGGCUUCACGAAGGUAGGGUGGCAUUUGCUUUUGGUAAAGAGGAUGAAUACACUUAAAUUUUACCAUAUCUCGUUAUAUCUGCCCCAUUGUUGUCAGUGGGGACUAUGAUACUGUAAUAAUAUUAAGAGCUGUAUCCAGAGAGGCCAUCAUCUAUGGUUUGUGCCAGGUGUUUUUAGGGUUUGAUCACAUUGAGAUAUUUAGAACCCAUUGCUCUGUGGCUCUGUAGGAAUUCUAAAAUGUUGAGUGUCUGGCACUUGAGAUUUUGCUUUUACUGCAAGGGGGUCACAUCUGUUGGCCUCUGUUGUUGUUUAAAAAAUAAUAAUAAAAAUAAAAAAACUGUGCAAUAAUUUUUAAAUGUGCUCCCAGGAAUAGACACAAACGUUUUGAGUAUGCCUAAGCUGCAUUUCCUUCAGCGAUGCAUUUGUCAAUUGCACUGAAUCUGAACCUGAAAGUCAGAGGUGAUUGUUGAUAGUGCUUUUGUAUUUUGAUAUGGACAUUUUAUUCAUUUGCAUACAGUCAUUGACUGUUCUUCCCAGCUGAUUCAAAGACAGUCACAAAUUCCCGAAAUACAGCUGCCAAAAUGACAGCUGACUUUUUUGAUAGUGUCUUGCUUUCUGUUGGGCGUAUGUUUAUUGGUUUGUUUUGUUAUUGUUGUUGGUUUUCUUCAUAUUUCUUUGGCUAUUUUACUGCAGCACAGUAGCUGUGGUAGAUCGUCUGAUAGAUGGUAAGUGCAGAGCUUUGCUGUCCCAAAGCCUCUGGUCUUUCCCUCGCAGAUGUGGCGGAAGACAUGCGCAGAUGUGGCGGAAGACAUCCACCUUUAGGUUGGUUCUCUGUGAGCGUAGGACUGUGUGCUUUGCUGCUGCUCUCACUGUCACUGUAGCCUGCUGACGUGCCACAAUGCUGCUCCACAGACACCACACCAUGUCUUCACCCGAGCAGUCAGAUGAUCACCGGAGACCACACUUGGGUGUGUCAAGUGCUGUCAUGGGGUUCUCACUUUCCUUCUUGUCUUUUUCUGAGGAUUGGCUCUGAAGAUCCAGAGUCCAGUAGUCUUUCUAUGAUGUUCAUUUAGAUCAUUGUUUUAUAUAUAUGCUACUAUAAGGAAGACAAUAGGAGGCUUAAAUGAUUAUCAUUGAUUAAAGUAGACUGGAGGGAGCAGUUGCCACCCUUGAAAGGCAUGAAGGAACCAGUGUACUCCAUGCAGGAGACCCCUGGGGACUUAGGUUUACCCCACUCCUGUUUUCCCUGAUCAGGUAAUAUCAUUUGACUUUCAAAUGAUUUAGGAGUGGUAACUGGAAUAGGUCUUAGAGUGUAGCAAAUUCUGUUUUCAUGAGUUAUCCUCUAGGUGAGUAUGUUUUAGGAUUAAACACCCUUACAGAUACUGAAAGUGCCUCCUUUUGUGGUAUACAAAAACAAAUUAUGGUGCAAAAAGUAAUCAGUAGAUUGAAUCACAUGAAGGGUUUUUUGCUUUUUGACAUAAUGUCAAGAGACAGGCCAAAGAUUUGUACUUUUCACUUAUAAAGCACUCCUUUUUUUUCCUUAAGAUUCUUUCUGUCGAUCAGAUUUAAUGAAAGAGUACUAUUUUUAAGGAGCUAUCUGUUUAUGUAGAAUGAUUUUGUUAAAAGAGUAAUGUAAACUAUGAAUGAGGCGCAGAGGCCCGCAGAGGACUGGGCCUUUUGCUAUUUAAAGGAAUCACGGCUGACCAGGCUUCUGCAAGCACACCCGACAAGUUUUACUGAAUGCAUAGGAAAACCAUCUCAGACAGCGCUGUCUUGCUCUUUUAAAUAUCAUUUACAUUUUUGUAAGCGCAUUGCACAUUUCCACAGAAGCUGGAUUCUCAGGAGCUCAGAGCGGUACUUGCACAGUUGCUGCAGAAAUCCUGCCUCCGUGGACCAACAUCGUGGCACAGCAGCAAAAGCUAGCAUAUGGAGGCUAGCAGCCAGCCUACAGAGACCCUGGGGGUGGUUUUCUGUUUGUUUUUCAUUCCCUCCUUUUGUCUGAAGUCAUCAGGGAGGGAUCAGUAAUAGCUCUGAAGUGUCACAUUUAAUAUCAGUCUUUUAAUACACAAUCCUAGUCAAAUGUAGGAGAGAAAAAGGAGUGCUCACAUUUUUUUAAUCCGCUCAUUUGGAAUCCGGUGUCUAUAGCAGUUCUGAGGUGUCCAUCGUAGUCUUUAUUUCUGUCCUUCUGUGACAGUGUUGAAGCAGGAUGAAUAAGUAGGCUUUUUCUUUUCUUUCUUUAACCUAGUCAGGUGUUUCAUGUUUUCUUUGGAAUUUCUGGAUAAGUUUGAGGAAACAUUCUGCAUGUUCUAUCUGGUGUGCUUUUCUCAUCUCAUUACAAACAAACAGACUUCAUUGUGUAUCUCUGCCAUCCUUAAAUACAGAAGUGAUUCUCUUUCCUGACUUUGACAUUGUUGCUAUAUAUAAUGUUUUUAUUUGAGUUUUGCAAAUCCUUUGGGUCUAAUUCUGUGAGCCUACCUUAGCACUGGGUGAUGACGUCUGCAGCCUUUCGUUAGUUCCACAGUUAACCUUAAAGCUGUUGUAGAUGUGUAAACCAGCCCGUGACAGUUUUUUGUACAUGCUUAAGAACUUGAUUGUUGAAUUUUCAUGAUUGUGUAAGGAAGACUGAUACAGGUCUCGAUCUCUCCUGGACCAUGUCAAUGACACUUAGGAUGUAUUUUGGUUCUACAUCACAGUGAUUUGUCCCCAAUGACCCUUUGACCCUUUCCAGGCACAUUUUGUGUGUGUGUGUGUGUGUGUAUUGUUGUUCCAGUUUUCCCUUUGCAUUGUAUUGCUUUGACAACUGUAAUUUGAAUCAGAUCUGAAAGAGGUCCAGAAUAAAAUAUAUUUUGAUAUUA
Molecule: messenger RNA, 6581 nt
Organism: Arvicanthis niloticus (Nile rat)
Lineage: Eukaryota; Metazoa; Chordata; Mammalia; Rodentia; Muridae
Gene: Tbl1xr1
Product: TBL1X/Y related 1
Biological process (GO): regulation of transcription by RNA polymerase II
Cellular component (GO): histone deacetylase complex
Molecular function (GO): transcription corepressor activity; protein binding
Source: RefSeq, a predicted model, not a curated record